Messenger RNA from Rhopalosiphum maidis (corn leaf aphid), 3323 nucleotides. RefSeq names its product putative ATP-dependent RNA helicase TDRD12 (gene fs(1)Yb). Gene Ontology annotation, biological process: germ-line stem cell division; transposable element silencing. The transcript is spliced from 20 exons. The coding region runs from base 240 to 3323 and encodes 1027 amino acids. The record is from RefSeq and is a predicted model, not a curated record. Lineage: Eukaryota; Metazoa; Arthropoda; Insecta; Hemiptera; Aphididae. Gene Ontology annotation, molecular function: ATP binding; nucleic acid binding.
UCUAAGCAGCUGCACGUGUUAAACCCAAUACCUAUCAAUUUUAGGCAAGUUAAAUAAUAACGACUAAAUACCUAUGUUUAAAUUUUCAUGGUUUUCCCGCAGUAUUAAUCGAGUAUGAUCCAUGAUGGACAUUAGUCGAAUAACGAAUACUUAAUAGUAGGUACAUACUAUUAUGUCCAAUAAUAGUUAUUUUGAUUUUUCGUCGUCAUUUGUUCGUUAUUCUCACUAUCGAAUUUAAUAUGGCGAAUCAGAUUGACUUUAAAAAAUAUACUGAUCUGCUAUAUAAUUAUGAUGGAUCAAAAAAUAAUGCAACUUCAACACCAGUUUAUGGACCUUUUGAAAAACUGCACCUCAGUGAUUGGGGUCAAUCCGAUAUACAUCAUGAUAUUGUGCAGGCCUUUGAUGAAAUGAAUAUUAAACAAAUGAAACCAAUACAACAGAAUUCAUUUUUAUACUUGAUGAAACAUUAUAAUACGGCAAUGAUUGGUUUUUCAAAAGGAAAAUCAGUUUCUUACUUAGCAAGUAUUUACUCUUCAAUUAUGAGGAACAGUGAAGAUAAAGUGAAAAAUGCUGUCAUUGGGCCCAAAGCUAUUAUACUUAGUAGUUCUUUAGGAACAUGCUUUACAUUAGAAGAUUUAUCAAAAAGACUUUUUUCUUCGACCAAUAAAAAGAUUAAUAUUGUUUUAGCAUAUGAGUCUAUUUCAGUACAACAUACAAUAGCAGCUUUAUGUAAUGGAUGUGAUAUUUUAAUUGCUACUCCAACUGGCCUCCAAAAUUUACUUACUCAAGCAAAAAUAUUUAGUUAUUCAAAUCUAAGACAUUUUGUUUUUGAUAAUAUAGAUCUACUGCUGGAUAACUAUAAAACUAUAAUGGGUUAUAUUUUUAAAAUUUUAACUAAACUUAAAGAAAAAGAAAAAUAUAAUAUACAAUUAAUAUCUGCAUCAGUCAAAUGGAAUGAAGAAGUUGAUACAUUUUUAAACCAGUUGUUCCUGAAAUGGCAAUAUAUUUUUGGAUCUCCCCUAGAAGCUGCUCGUUAUAUGAAAAUAGGAUUUAAUGUUGUACAUGUCAAAGAUGAUAAACUAGAAAAAAUAUUACAGUUCUUAAAAUAUAAUAUUAAUGAUACAAUAAAGUGCAGUCAAAGUGUUUUGGUUACAUCUAAUGUUGAUGAACUAUGCAUAAUAUCUAAUUAUAUUCAACAACAUAGUUCUAAUAUAGAGGUAAUAGUGCCAUGUCAAAUGAGAAUUUCUAAUGUUUAUACAUUGCAACAAUGGAAUAAGCCAUUAGAAAAAAAACAACGUUUAUUAAUUUGUAGUGAUGAUAUGUUAAUUGAUUUUUAUAUUGUUGAUGCUGAUUGUUUAAUACAUUAUGAUAUUCCUGCUGAUAAACACAAAUUUUCAAUAAGAUUCAGUUUUCUACAAAAUUCUAACAAUGUUCUUAAAAAUAAAGACCGGAGUACUUAUAUAUUUUUAAGUAACAAUAUUAAAGACAUGUUGCAGUUGCCAAAAGUAGUAGAAAUCAUGAAAGUUUUUGGUAAAGGUGCAGUGGAUCCUAUUUUACUGAAACAUGCCAAGAAUAUAAAUGACUCUCUUGAAAAAGAAAAGAUAAAUUGUGUUUUCUGCAGCGAAAUACAACAAUUUGGUUAUUGUUCUAAACCUAUGACAUGCCAGAGUCGUCACAUUUUAUUCAAGGAACGUGAUGAACCUGGUGUUAACAUUCCUAGAUCUGGAUUAGCUAUUGUAAAAAUUUUAAAAGUUUAUGAUGCAUCUCACAUUUCUGCUAAACUUUUAAAAGUGAAUAAUACAAAUAAUCUCAAUGAUGAACAACAUUGGUCAAAUGUAGAGGACCAUUCUGACGUCAUUAAUUCUAACCUCAGUUCUUACUUUUCAAAUAGAAAUUCUGAAGUUCUUCAUGAAAACCCCAACCCUGGAGAUAUAGUUGCUGUAAAGAUUAAUAAUUCUGGAAAUAUAAUCAAUACUGAAUAUUUCAGGGCACUUGUUAUCAAUGUAGUCGACAAAAAUACAAAAAACCCUAAAGUGAGGGUUAAGCUAAUUGAUGAAGGAUAUAUUGAAACUAUAUCGAAAUGGAAUGUAUUUUUGUUACCUGAUCUGUUAAAAAGUAUACAUACUACUACUGUCGAUAUGUUUUUGGCAUCCGUUAAACCAAUUGGCUUUGAUAAAACAUGGUGUACCCAUGCUAACAAUCGUGUUCUAAAACAUUUGAAGAAUGCUAAUAUUUGCAAUAAUCCAAUUAUUGUUACGAUUAAAAUGGCCUUAGGAACUACUAUAUGGAUAAAAAAAUUAUAUGAAAAAUAUUGGGAUUCAGAUUUAAAGAAAUAUGGCUUUGGAGAAAUUUUGCCUGAGGUUUUAUUUAAUAUUGGUUUUGCUGAUAUAAAUUUUGAACAUAUCGAAAAUUUAAUAGAAUUCAGUAUUUCAGCUGGUAUUGCCAGGCCACUCCAAUUAAAAAUGAAUGUUGAGAAUAAUAAAGAACUCAGCAUAGACGAAUUUAUGUCAAUUUAUAAAUUGCCUCAACCCCAAUGGGCACAUUUGGAUCAAAGUAUCACUUUAGUUGCUGUAAAAUGUUUUAUCAGUCCUAAACUGUUUUUUGUUGAUAAUGUCAAGUACUAUGAUAGACUUGGUGAUCUUCAAUCAAUGAUUGAUAAAUAUGUAGAAGAAAAACAGCCAGCAAAGUUAAAACAUGUUAUUAGUGGAGCAAUUUGUUUAGCUAAACAUCCUCAAACUAAUUUGUAUAACCGCAUUAAAAUUAUUGAAAAAUGUGGUAAUGGAAUUGUUGAAGUUUUUUUUGUGGACACUGGAGAUUUUUUUAAUAUCAAAUUACAUUUAUUGCUUAUAAUACAUCCAGACUUAAUUACUUAUUUACCAUUCCAAGCGAUUGAAUGUAGUCUAAGUGGCGUUAAAGAUAUAUUACCUACAGGCAAUGAGCUAAAUGAACUAAUUGAUUAUUUAUUUGAUAUGACUGAAAAUCAAUUAUAUUUAAAAGUUACUGACACUAUUUCAUCAACAACUUUUACUGGCGGCAGUCUCUAUGAAGUGAUUUUAUAUGAUGAAGAUAUUAAUGUUAAUUUAAAGUUUCAGACUAAAUUCAGUCAAUAUUGUGACCAUACUAAAAUGUCUACAUUUUUAAAUUUAAUAAACAAUGAAUAUAAUGAAGAUAUUAUUGUAGAUAACGAUAAAGAUAUUCCAUAUUUUAUUGAUGAAACUAAAUUAGAAAUUGAAGAUAUGGAUUCUGAUGAAUUAAAAAUACAACAAGAAUUUUUUAAAGAAUUUGGAACUGCUGUUUUUGGAGAAGUAAUUAAUAAUUUAUAG